This is a messenger RNA of Phytophthora nicotianae INRA-310, 1060 nucleotides long. RefSeq lists its product as hypothetical. The coding region runs from base 55 to 894 and encodes 279 amino acids. The record is from RefSeq and is a predicted model, not a curated record. The transcript has 2 exons. Lineage: Eukaryota; Oomycota; Peronosporomycetes; Peronosporales; Peronosporaceae.
ACCAGUCAGUAUUCCCGUCAAUCGUCAUUCCGCCGCUCUCCUUCCAUCGCCAGCAUGAGUCAGACUCCUGACGGCCCCCUAUCGACAGCCAGCGAAGGCGCCGCCAGCGUCAGCUCUGUGUGUCUUGAGGAAGACACUACAAAUGCCGAGAUCGCGUGGCUGCACCGUUGUCUGCCCAUUUUCGUCCAGCCAGACGUGGACAUCAAGAACCGCAACGAUCUGGUCAAAGUGUUCUACCGCUUCGAACGCGACGAUCAGUCUGGCCACUUAUUCUGCAAGCUUUGCAUUGUAUUUGCCGGUGAGUCCAGCUAUAACCGCGUGCAGGAGGAGAUCGAAAACUCACUAGCCACGCUCUGUUACCGCACCUUCAACCGGCGGACUUACAAGCGUACAGCCGACAUCAACUACAUGGAAUUCCGAAAUGUCGACCUGGAUCCGGACGCUGCCGUCCCUUGGGCCUCCAUUUACUCGCAGGACCACGGCGGCAAGCAGCAGUGGGCGCAGGGCGAGAAGAAGGACCUCGGCAACUGGUUCUCGCUCAUGCACCACUACCAGAUAGACGUCGCCUGCUCGGGCUGGAAGCUGCACCCGCAGACUCAUCGCCCGUACAUCUACCUCAACACUUGCAACCACAUGAUCGGCGAGAAGGACAACAAUCCCAAGCUCAGCAAGUUCAACUGGAUCGACUACCCGUUCCAACAGGGAGACAAUGAAGACGCCUUCCACUACGUCGUGGACCAUGUGCCUACUAAGUGCAAUCUCUACUCGUACUUUUGCUUCUGGCGCGCUCGCAACGGUGGCGGCUGGUGCGAUCGUCACCCCGGAGGCAAGACAAUCUCACGGGAUGGUAAAUCCAUCUAUGUCAAGUAUCCAUCCACCACUGCAGGUGUGUAGCAAUACCCUCACACACGAGUACAAUAUUGUAGCUAGAAACAAGAAAAAAAAGUUUUAGAUGAAAUUUGUCACGACACUAUCCAGCAGCGGGUGUGGCUGAAGUGCCCUCUUGUGGUUGCUCUGCAUCGUCCUCGACUUUUGUCGACAAGUUGCGAGUCAUUUGUUG